Messenger RNA from Culex pipiens pallens (northern house mosquito), 705 nucleotides. RefSeq lists its product as uncharacterized. The transcript has 4 exons. NCBI's taxonomy places the organism in Eukaryota, Metazoa, Arthropoda, Insecta, Diptera, Culicidae. Bases 1 to 705 code for a protein of 234 amino acids. The record is from RefSeq and is a predicted model, not a curated record.
AUGUGCGUUCCAGAAAUCCUGCUCUGCAUCCACCGCCACGCUCGUCAAAGACGGCCCGAUCUACCGGGGACCAGCUACCGCUUCGAUCCGGCCGCAACGCCCACGCCGCCGAAGGCCAGCGCUCGCCAAACCGCGCUCGGCAGCGGAACUCAGCAGCAGAUCUUCAAACGUAGGUCGUCGAGGUUCCCUCGCAGGUGCGACCCACCACGUGCUCGAGUCCCGUCCGGUGUUAACCGGAGAGCAGCAACAGCAGCAGCAGCAAGUGAUGACGUCGUAGACGCCGUCCGCAGCAAGACCACCAAACCACCGAGUUUCUCCGAAACCGUCGACCAGCGGCAGAAGAACAGGUAUCGAGACGACCACGUGAUCGUCGACCGCGAACGCCAAGCAAACCACGCAGAGAUCAGCUGGGCAAAAGAGAAGUCGGCGUUGACGAGUCACGUAGCAGCUAUGGACCACUCGUUCGGGAUCGACUCCGUGCUGGCCGAAGAAGCCCACCCGGUUGAGGAUCUGGAUGCCGGUGCGUGCCGCGAGCUCCUGUCCGGCGCCCAGAGCAAACUUUCGUCGGCCGCUACUGAUGUGGAACGCGCCGAGGCUGAAUUGCCGUUGAAGUGGCCAAGGCUCUCGUCAAGGCUGUCGAAUAAGGUGCGAGCAAAACACCAACCUGCCGGUGAAUCCGUGUCCAGUACCCGUCCUUACAUUUAG